AGUACAAAUGUCAACCCUUUCAAUUGUACACACGAAAGAGAGAUCAUUAUUUCUUCUAUCAAUUUUUUUUUAUCCUGAAAAAUGGACAUUUUACAGCCGCAAUUACUAUGGAUUGGUAAACGAUGUUAUAGAAUUAAUUCCGUAGCCAAAGAAACUGAAUAUGAACAUCAACAGCCGACAAGAAAUGAAUACAUAGAAGAUGAUUUGUAUGGCGAUGAAGAUGCAAUUGUGCAAGAUGACGAUAUUGAUGUUAUCAAAGUGUCAGCAAACGAUUACAAAUUUACAUUUCAUGUGCCACAAGCAUUUUACGGUGCUAUUAUCGGCAACAAAGGCUCGGUGAAAAAACGUAUUGAAGGAGAUACACGCACCGAAAUCAUAAUUCCCAAGCAUAGCAACAACAAUAACAAGCACGGCUCAUUGAACACCAUCAGCAUAUUGGGCAAAAAGCGAGAAUCAGUUUGUUUGGCAUUUCGUCGUAUAGGGCUGAUUUUGAUCAAUUGCCGAAAUAAGCAGCGACCAACACAUUUCACCUGCGUCAGAGUUGUUGAACAAAACAUCAAACAUCGAUUCAUUGCCUUUAAGGAUGAUAUUUUAAAAAGCGGAUCAACUGUGGGUUUGCAAGAAGAAAUGUUUACACAGCCGGAUAAACUGCAUAUAACCAUAUCGGUUUUGGUUUUGAUGGAUGACCAGGAUCGCAGACGUGCCGUUGACCUAUUGAAUGACUGCCGUGAAUCAAUCGUAAUACCCAUAAAAAAUAAGCACGGAGGAGCAAUUUCGGCGAAUAUCCGCGGUGUUGAAAUUAUGAAUGACGACGAGAGUAGCGUUCGAUAUUUAUAUGGAAAAAUCGAAUCAAAUGCUUUACAAGAAAUUGCCGAUGCAAUUCUAAAGCGUUUCAUUGACGCAGGUUUGGGAAAGCGUGAAUUUGAUCGAGACACCGUUAAAUUGCACAUGACAUUGAUCAAUGCAAACCUCACAAAUAGAGAUGAGGACGGCAAUGCGAGUGCUGUGCAAAAAUUCAAAGCCAAAACAUUUGAUGCUCGUCAUAUUUUGGAAAAAUAUGCACAAUACGAAUUUGGUUCGCAACAAUUCAAUGACAUUUAUUUGAGUAUCAUGCAAACCAAGGAUGUAGACGGCUUUUACAAAUGUACAUCUACCAUUCAAUUUUGAUUUGAGAAAUACAUAUCUCACUAUAGUAGACUUGUAGACAGUGCAAUUAUUUUUAACACAAUUGAAAGACCUGUGUAAUUUUUUGAAAUAUAACAUUUCCAAUGCAAUAAUGAUAA
This is a messenger RNA of Contarinia nasturtii (swede midge), 1283 nucleotides long. RefSeq names its product activating signal cointegrator 1 complex subunit 1-like. Gene Ontology annotation, biological process: DNA alkylation repair; regulation of DNA-templated transcription. The record is from RefSeq and is a predicted model, not a curated record. The coding region runs from base 82 to 1167 and encodes 361 amino acids. Lineage: Eukaryota; Metazoa; Arthropoda; Insecta; Diptera; Cecidomyiidae. The transcript has 6 exons. Gene Ontology annotation, cellular component: nucleus. Gene Ontology annotation, molecular function: RNA binding.